AUGCUGAAAAAGGACCUAAAGCUCACCGCAGUGGAUAUAUCUAACAACAACAUUUGUGGAUUGACUGGAACCCUUCUGGGGAGAUUCGUUUUGGGGCCCCUCAACGACAAGUACGGCCCACGGAUUACUUUGGUAGGCGUUCUGCUGGCGGGAGCAAUUCCAACUGCCUUUGUUCCUUUGGUUACCAAUGUUGCGGGUUUACAUGCCAUCCGUUUCUUUAUUAGCUUCCUCGGCUCCUCGUUUAUUUGCUGCUCCCAAUUUUGCGCGGUGUUUUUCGAUAACAAUAUCAUAGGAACAGCAAACGCUGUCUCCGCCGGCUGGGGAAAUGCUGGAGGGGGUGUGGCAUUUUUUGUCAUGCCUGCCAUUUCAAACGCACUUGAAAAGAGAGGUUACUCUUUACACCAUUCGUGGAGCUACUCUUUUGUGAUCGGACCCUUCUUGAUUCUGAUGAUGACGGCAAUUUUGAUUUUUGUUUUUGGCAGCGAUUGUCCAAGGGGCAAAUGGUCUCUCCGUGGAGACAUCCUUGGAAUAAACAUGGAUAACACGCUCGUGAAGUCUGUCUCCGUCACCAGAAAUUUCUCCAAGGAGGGAGAGCUCACUUCUGUCUGUGUUGAGCCUGUUAACGCAAUUGAUGAGGUUGUGGUUGAGCCAAACCAGGACAAAGAAAUCUUUGAGGUUGCAGACAUUAUAAAUGAGGACGAAAUUAUCGAAGACCCAACUAUCAAAGACGUGGUCAAGAUUUGUAUUUCCCCACGCACGAUGCUGGUCGGACUUUGCUACAUGUGCUCGUUUGGUACUGAGCUGGCAGUGGAGUCUAUUAUCUCGAACCUAUUUGGUCAGAAGAUGCCAGAGUGGAGCACUUCCAAGGCUGGAGCGUGGGGCUCGAUGCUUGGGCUCCUUAAUGUGGUGACAAGACCUGCUGGAGGCAUAAUUUCCGACUUCCUAUACCAGAGAUUUAAAACUACAAAGGCCAAAAAGUUUUGGAUGAUAUUUACUGGCUUGAUGCAGGGAGUGUUUUUGAUCUGGAUUGGAUUGGUUCCGGAAUUGUCCAUUGCGGGACUCAUAGUCUCCGUUUCGUUCUUGUGCCUCUGGUUUGAGAUGGGCAACGGUGCAAACUACGCUUGUGUUCCGGUCGUGAAUAGACACCAUAGUGGUAUUGUGAGCGGAGUCACGGGAGCAAUGGGUAAUCUUGGAGGCAUUGUGUUUAGUUUAGUGUUCAGGUACACUAUAGCAAAUGGCGUGAACAACUAUUUCAAGGCUUUUUGGAUUAUCGGAAUUGUUUGCACUGUCGUGAAUGCAGCCUGUGUGCUCAUUCCAAUCAGAGAAGAGAGGCCUAGGAAGGUGGAAAUUUGA
Molecule: messenger RNA, 1353 nt
Organism: Ogataea angusta
Lineage: Eukaryota; Fungi; Ascomycota; Pichiomycetes; Pichiales; Pichiaceae
Exons: 1
Coding region: 1-1353 (450 amino acids)
Biological process (GO): nitrite transport; nitrate transmembrane transport
Cellular component (GO): membrane
Molecular function (GO): nitrate transmembrane transporter activity; nitrite transmembrane transporter activity
Source: RefSeq, a predicted model, not a curated record